CUGGGAGCUCCUGUCCCGCGGGUAGGAGGCGCCGGAGGAGGGAAAACAGAGGGGCGGCUCUCCCCGGUCCCCCCUGCUUCCCCCGGGGUCUCCAGCGGGAGAUGCAGAGCGGUGGCUUUGUGUUCAUUGCUUACCUGGACCUCGAAACUCAGCCUCAGCUUCCUGGGUGGCUGGGUGUCUGUGAAUUUAAGGGAGCAUUGUCACGCUGAGCCUUUGUCCUGAGCGGCCCUGUUUGUCCUGAGUUAAGUGACACUAACGUCUCCAGUGAUUUUGAAUGAGCCCAAGGAAGCAGCUUGGAUUAUUUGCAUCAUCUAGAGAACAAGGAACAGAAAUACCCUCCUGUGAUUUAUUUGUCCCUAAGUCUGGGCAGAGCUGCACUUCCCUGCUGCUGUGAAGAGCUGGGCAAGGAUGGAUGGGACAUAAAGCAAAGCAGAAGUCCUGGAGCCUUAGUCACCAGUCUGAUGGACUUUCAGUUCACACUUUACUCCCCAACACUUGAAUUGUUUCUGUACUGUUGACAAAGGAAAAAUGACCUCUACUCUAGGACCGCCGCCGCCGUACUACGAGAACCGGGGCUUCCAGCCAGAGCCCCCCUUCGCUGCCAGGCAGGCAGCAGGUGCUCCCCCUUACCCACACCAGCUCUUCUCCACCAGCCCUCCCUCCGUGCCAAGCUACAUCCCAAGGGUUGCCACCCACCAGUCCACCAGGCCGGCAGCGCCCCCGCCCAGGAGAACCUGUGCAGCCAGUUUAAGGAAAACCAUAAUAAUAAUAUUAUCUAUAUUAAUAGUAAUUUGUUGUGCAAUUGCUGCUUUCUUCAUCUGGUAUUUUGUAGAGAAUCACUGUCUCAGCUCCCUGAUCGAGUGUGGAUCCUCAGGGAUGUGCAUGCCCCCCUCGCAGUGGUGUGACGGAGUGAGCGACUGCCCCAACGGGGAGGACGAGACCCGCUGUGUUAGACUUUUUGGACCAAAUUUUAUUCUGGAAGUUUACUCACCUGUCAGCAAAUCCUGGUAUCCUGUUUGCCACGAUGACUGGAAUGAUGAUUAUGGGAAGGUUGCCUGCAAAGACAUGGGCUACAGCGUGGAUACAUAUUUCUGCAGUCGUGGGGUGGCACCUGAAGUCAGCUUUAAGAGCUACAUGAAGCUGAACACAAGUGCUGGGAAUAUUGACUUGUACAAAAAGCUGUACAGCAGGCGACUGUCUGACCCGUACAGCUGGAGGGUUUAUGCUGGGAUUCUGAAUCAGGAUGAGAUGCUCUUCAGAAGUGGAUACAAAGUGCAGUUGAUAAUUUCCCACCCAGGUUAUGACACGGACUCUAAAGACAAUGAUGUUGCCCUUAUGAAGCUGGAGACACCACUGAGUUUUACUGAAACUGUGAAGCCAGUUUGUUUGCCCAAUCCAGGAAUGAUGUUCCAGCCUAACCAGCAGUGCUGGAUAUCAGGGUGGGGAGCAGAGUACCAAGGAGGUAAAACAUCAAAUAACUUGAAUUUCGUUGCGGUGCCCCUAAUAGAACGUUCGAGGUGUAAUGCUGUUUAUAUCUACAAUGGCAUGAUUCUGCCUACAAUGAUCUGUGCUGGAGACCUAGAAGGGGGGAUUGAUUCCUGUCAGGGUGACAGUGGAGGUCCUCUGGUGACUUACCACCACUCUGUGUGGUGGCUGGUUGGAGACACCAGCUGGGGCACUGGCUGUGCCACUCCCAACAAGCCUGGAGUGUAUGGAAACAUGACUGUGUUUACAGACUGGAUUUAUAAAAAUAUGCAGGCAAACAGAUGACAACACUCUCACUGCUAAUCGAUGUUCCUGAGGACAAGAAUGAAUGAAGCCAUGGGGGCCUGGGAUAUUUAUUCGCUUUGUGGUUGAUUUUAUUUUUCCUCUUUGAUUUUUCUUUUUAAAAGCAACAUGAAGGAUUGCACACUU
Molecule: messenger RNA, 1914 nt
Organism: Passer montanus (Eurasian tree sparrow)
Lineage: Eukaryota; Metazoa; Chordata; Aves; Passeriformes; Passeridae
Gene: TMPRSS2
Product: transmembrane serine protease 2
Exons: 14
Coding region: 529-1770 (413 amino acids)
Biological process (GO): protein autoprocessing
Cellular component (GO): membrane
Molecular function (GO): serine-type endopeptidase activity; protein binding
Source: RefSeq, a predicted model, not a curated record